CGCCCGUUCGUCCGCCCGCCCGCCGCUCGCGAUGAAGGCGGCCCAGGCCGCGGGUGCCGAGGCGCCGCAGGGCGCGCGGUCCGUCAAGGUGGUCCUGGUCGGCGACGGCGGCUGCGGGAAGACGUCGCUGCUGAUGGUCUUCGCCGAGGGGUCCUUCCCCGAGAGCUACACCCCCACUGUGUUUGAGCGGCUCACCGUUAAUCUGCAAAUGAAGGGCAAACCCCUGAACCUCCAAAUCUGGGACACAGCAGGGCAAGUUGACUAUGACCGCCUGCGGCCCCUGUUCUACCCUGACGCCAGCGUCCUUCUCCUCUGCUUCGAUGUCACCAGCCCGCACAGCUUUGACAACAUCUCUAACCGGUGGUACCCAGAGGUGAACCACUUCUGCAAGGAGGUGCCCAUCAUUGUCGUGGGCUGCAAGACUGACCUGCGCAAGGACAAGUCGCUGGUGAAGAAGCUGCGGAAAAAUAGGUUGGAGCCUGUGACCUACCACAGGGGCCAGGAGAUGGCAAGGUCCGUGGGCGCAGUGGCCUACCUCGAGUGCUCAGCCCUGCUCCAAGAAAACGUCCAUGCGGUCUUCCAGGAAGCAGCGCAGGUGGCCCUCAGCAGCCACAGUCGCAACUUCUGGAGGAGGGUUACCCGGAGCUGUUGCGUGGUGACCUGACGUCUUGAGGCCCUCCCUGCCCCAACCCCCCAGCAGCUCAGGAAGGAGCUGGGCGCUGAGCUGCCCAGUUGGCUGGGCUGGACCCAGUCCCGAGGCUGUGAUCACCGAACUGCGCCUCAAACAGAUGGACACCACCGAGGCCGGGCCCCUGACCCUGGGGCUGCAAUCCCUGGACUAGAGCGUAACCCCCC
Odobenus rosmarus divergens (Pacific walrus) is the source of this 855-nucleotide messenger RNA. RefSeq names its product ras homolog family member D (gene RHOD). The coding region runs from base 32 to 664 and encodes 210 amino acids. The record is from RefSeq and is a predicted model, not a curated record. The transcript has 5 exons. Lineage: Eukaryota; Metazoa; Chordata; Mammalia; Carnivora; Odobenidae. Gene Ontology annotation, molecular function: GTPase activity; GTP binding. Gene Ontology annotation, biological process: small GTPase-mediated signal transduction; cell migration.